Molecule: messenger RNA, 2962 nt
Organism: Haliotis rubra (blacklip abalone)
Lineage: Eukaryota; Metazoa; Mollusca; Gastropoda; Lepetellida; Haliotidae
Product: zinc finger protein 680-like
Exons: 2
Coding region: 199-1245 (348 amino acids)
Cellular component (GO): nucleus
Source: RefSeq, a predicted model, not a curated record
UAUGCCCAAACAAAUAGAAUUUGCAGACAGGUGAAUAUUCUGUGUGGUAUACGGUCAUUAUACCCCAAAAGAACGAUUUAUUUAAUGCUUUCAUAAUGAAGACCUGAUGGUGAAGCACAAGACAAGUGUCAUGAAAUCAAAUAAUACAUACCAGUGAUUAGACAACAAUCCACAGAGUGCUACCAUAAACCAACGAGAAUGCCAAGGCAUAAAACUAUAAAGCCUGUGUCUUGUCAAGAAAGGAAAAUGUACAGUGAUGAAAUACCAAGUCCAGAAACUGAAAAGCCGACUGAGAAAAAGCGUUUGAGGAAACUGUCAAUGGAAAAAAGAGAGAAAAUCAGGUCACUUCUUCAAGAUGGUACAUCUCGAAGACAGAUCUCCAGAAUCAUGAAUGUUGCAACCUCAGUUAUUUGUAGGUUUGCAACACGUCUAAAAGAAACAGGAGGAAUUGAAGACCGUCACAAGAUAGGGCGCCCGAAAAAAUAUCAUGAGCCUUCAGAACAUUGGACUAACAUAGGAGGUGACCGCAAAUAUCAGUGUGCACAUUGUCAAAAAACCUUUGCACAUUUUGUGCUGGUUCAAGAACAUAUUCGUGUGCAUACAGGUGAGAGGCCAUUUAAAUGUGACCAGUGUUUUAGAGGGUUUGCCAGAUCAAGCACACUAAAACGCCACCUUAUCUGUCAUUCCAAUGAGAGACUUUAUAUGUGCGACAUCUGUGCCAAGUGCUUCGCAGAAGCGUCGUCACUAAGGGUUCAUAUCCGAACCCACACUGGAGAAAGACCGUACCGAUGUCAGUUCUGCGACAGAGGAUGCACGACCUCAGGGAACCUCAAUGCCCACAUGAGGGUACACCGAGAUCAGAUCAGCAAACAGAGUGAGUUGUGUGUCAAAAUGGCUGAAAAGACCAUUAAUCGUAGCGGACUCAAUAGAGAGAAUGAGAAUCGAAUUGGAGACUCAGAGGAUGAAGAAAAUAUGACUCAUAUGAAUAUUUCUGAAAAUAUUGAAAAGGCAAUAAGACAGGAAGAGCGUGACAAAGAAGGUAAUGGCAUAUCAGAAGACAUUGUUGGCACGUGUGAAGAAAGAAGAGCUCGUGCAAGAGUAGAGUUUGAGAGAGAAAUGCAUCAUUGCGAACACAAGAUGGAAGAGACUUGUCCUGAGAACACCCAACAGGAGAGGUGUAUUGUAGAUGUGUACCAGGUUAAAGUAAAGCAGGAACCACAGGAUAUGACAGAGGAAUGUCAGUAGUUGAAGGGUCACAGACAUACAAGCAUCAUGGUGUUGUUAAAGGGUGAAGCAUACUUCAUGAUGUUUAAAGGUAAAACAUACUUCAUGUUGUUUAACAUGUUAAAGCAUAAAGCAUCAUGGUGUUGUUAAGGGGUGAAGCAUACUUAAUGGUGUUUAAGGGCAAAACAUACUUCAUGUUGUUUAACAUGUUAAGCGUAAAGCAUACUUGGUGUUGUUUAAGGGUGAAACAUGCUUCAUGUUGUUAAAGGGUAAAGUAUACUUCAUGUUGUUUAAGGGUAAAGCAUAUUUCAUAAUGUUAAAGUGUAAAGCAUACUUCAUGAUGUUAAAAGGUAAAGUAUGCUUAAUGUAGUUUAAGGGUAAACCAUACUUUGUUGUUUAAGGGUUAGCAUACUUCAUGUUGUUUAAGGGUAAAGCAUAUUUCAUAAUGUUAAAGAGUAAAGCAUACUUCAUGAUGUUUAAGGGUUAGCAUACUUCAUGUUGUUUAAGGGUAAAGCAUAUUUCAUAAUGUUAAAGAGUAAAGCAUAUCUCAUGAUGUUUAAGGGUUAGCAUACUUCAUGUUGUUUAAGGGUAAAGCAUAUUUCAUAAUGUUAAAGAGUAAAGCAUAUUUCAUAAUGUUAAAAGGUAAAGCAUACUUCAUGUUGUUAAAGGGUAAAGCAUACUUCAUGUUGUUUAAGGAUAAAACAUACUUCAUAAUGUAAAAGGAAAAGCAUACUUCAUGUUGUUAAAGGGUAAAGGGUACUUCAUGUUGUUUAAGGGUAAAGUAAACUUCAUGUUGAUAAGGGGUAAAGCAUACUUCAUGAUGUUAAGAGGUAAAGCAUACUUCAUGUUGUUAAAGGGUAAAGCAUACUUCAUGUUGUUUAAGGUUAAAGCAGUAUUCUCAGGCAUGAUAUAAAGCCAUGUUUACUGGAGAUAGGCUAAGUUAUUUGUUUCUUGUUCAAUGGAUUUUGUUUUCUCAACAAUAUUCCAGUCCUAUGAUUGUGGCAUGUAAAUAAUCCAGUCAAAACCAGACAAUUCAGUGAUCGAUGUUGUGAGCAUAAUGUCAUCAGUUGAGACUUGUGCUAGAAUAAACAAAUUUAUUCCUUUACAUGAUGAAUGAAAUAAAUUUCAGGCGGCGAGGGUCCCUUAGAUGCUUGAUUGGCAUUUUAGAAGAUGCAAUUUGUAUCAAAGAAUAAAAAGAAGAUACAAUCCUGAAAAUUCUUUACGUUUGCCAGCUCUCAUGUUUGUCAGGUUGCUCUGUUGACAUGCACUGUUGUUUUUUAUUUAUUGAUGAAGCAAACAUUGACAUGUUUUGAACCUACCAUUUGAUGGUGAAUUCCUGUGCUUCAAAUACUCAAUAACACCCAGAUAUUGGCGAACACAUGAAGUUUAUCUCCUAAAUAAACACAUUUUGUGCAUAAACAGUAGCAGCUUCAGUGGCAAAAAGAUUGUGAUGUCAUUUGAUUAUAAUGUAUGUUAACCAAUGAUGUCAUAAUAGUUGAAAAAGCAUUGUAUGCAGUUUUAUUGGAGGAGAUAUCACUUGAUCUGCUUCAUGACCUUAGACAGUAUUAUCAGUAUACUGUGUAUACAGUGUCCCACAUGGCAGGAUAAGGCGGGGAAUGAAACACCAACCUUUGUUAGGAUGAGAAAGGCUUUAAUCACUAGUCUAUAAGGGGCAGUGGGGUAGCCUAAUGGUUAAAGCAUUGGCUCGUCACUCCGAAGACCCGGGUUUGAAUCCCCA